AUGCUUCAACGGAGUGUAUGUCAGUACUGGCCUCUUUGGCUUGCCCUGCUCCAUGCAGCAACGGCUGCUUCUUAUUGCAGUUCCUCUGAUUCGGGUUCAUGCAUCGGGCAGUUGCAGAGCCUGAAGUGGAACUAUCCCAGGGAAGACCCAGUCUUUGCAGGGCUGCUACCAAAUUACAGCAACCUCGUAAGAGCGCCCUACCUGUGCGAUUUGGACUUGGAUGGACUCGUGGACCGUCUAGACGUCAACCAGUCCGGGAGCAUCGUGUUCUCCCGACGCAUUGCUAAGCAUGCGCUCGCGCAACCUAUUGUUCUGGCAGACGUCGGAGCAGUGGUCGACACCGACGUGACGAGAUAUGUCAGUCAGCUGCAAGCUGUCGAUUGGGAUGCGGAUGGUGACCUAGACCUCUUCGUGUUCAACGCCGAUGGACAAGGGAAGGCAUUAUAUCUGGAGCAAGUGCCAGCCCCGAAUCCCUCCAACUGGAGCUUCGUUCUCCGGAUGGGGACCGCGAAUCCCCUUAGGUCCGUGAGAAGCCAGGGACAGGUCCAAGUGAUUGAUUGGGACCUGGAUGGGGACUUGGAUGUCCUUUUUGCAGAAGGGCCUUGGUCCAUUAGAGCCCCAAACUUGGAUGAUCUUGCGUACAAGGACGAGCCGGAGUUUGGAUUUCUUGAGAACAUGGCCGGUGAGCUAGUGGCAAGGGUCGGCAAAGACAACCCGCUGAACGGCUUGUCGAGCCCGGCCAGGGUCCUGGCAGUUCACGCAGUUGAUUGGGACUCCGAUGGGGACGUCGACCUUUUGUUUUGGGAGUUCUCAGGGUGGAAAAACUAUGGGGCGUACAGCUGUGGUUUAGCCUAUUACGAGAACUCUGCCAGCGGAUCCUUCACGAGGAAGGAGCGCUUGCUUGAAGACGAGAUGGUGAAUGGCCCCACAAGCCUGCAAGCUAUAGAUUGGGAUAUGGAUGGACUCUUAGAUCUUCGCGUAGGGCCUUUUAUGUUGAAGCGCAGUGUGCGGGGGACAAUAGCCGAGCGACCAGCUCAACUUAAUCCAUUGGCUUCACUCGGAUUGAGCUUUCAUGGCUUGGCAUUUGUGGACUGGGAUGGCGACGGCUUGGUGGAUGUCUUGGAUGCAGGCAAUGGGGUUCUCCGGUUUUUCCAAGCUCGUCAAGGCGAGAGCGCGCUUCCUUCACCUGAGAGUUUUCCACAGGUCCAGAUCGACGACAACACCGUUAUUGCUGCAGGAGACUGGGACGGCGAUGGAGACGCCGACCUGCUUGCCCGGGACGCCAAUGGGACGCUGCGCUACUACCAGCGGUUGGAUGCGAGCUCCAUUGGUUCACUUGCAGCGACUACUGAGGAUGACAAUCCGUUCCAGCAUGUCAAUGAUACAGAAGUGAGACAGCUCCAAAUGGCAGAUUGGAAUGGGGACGGGAGGACAGACCUGCUACUGCUUCGUCGGAAGAGAUAUUGGCAUGAGGUGGUACUGUGGGAGCAGCUUGAGGGUGGUGGCCUUGUCCGCCGGGAAGCUGUUGUCUCGAGUGACUUUGGUAACCGUCGUGGCUGUCACUUUUCGCGGUCUUCCAACUAUGACUGGGAUGAGGCUCAAGCAUUCAGUGUGGUUGACUAUAACAGGGAUGGUCGUCUUGACUUCAUUGGAAAACGGAGGCACCAGUAUUCACGAAGCCCACCAGGAUCAGGCACUGGAGAGGUAUUCUUGUGCGAGCGCACACCGAGUGGUACUUUGGGGGACAGAACGCAGCUGUUUUCCUAUGAGAGCUUCAGAUAUCAGAAUUUCAUCCAUGUUACGCCCUGGGAUACGAGCCAAACCUUGAAUUUUGUGUUGGAUUCGGACAUGUGGACACCGAGUUUCUGUGUGAGAGAGGGCGCGUGUUCUGGCAGCGGUGCCUGUGCCCCUCAUGGUUGCCAUUGUGCGACCGAGCACCAUGGUUCAGCGGACUGCUCCCUGUGCACUCCCGGGUAUUACGCAGCUUCCAGAGCCUUUGGCUUUGGAAUUGACUGCCUUCGCUGUGCAGGUGACCAGCGAAUCUGCGCAGCUCGUGGUUUUUGCAAUGACGACCAAGCCGAGGGACGGAAAGCACGGGAUGCAGGUUCCAAUGCUACAGCAGUCUUGAAGCAGGGCAAUGGAUCUUGCACUUGCAGCGAUGCUCACUUUCGAGGUACAGACUCCGCAGGCAGGACCACCUGCAUGCUGGGCUCCUGCCCUGCAGGGAUGCAGCUGGUGGCCAAUGCCGACACGAUGGUACACACUUGCGAGGCGUGCCCGAAAGGAACAGCGUCUGCGAAUGGCGAUCCCUGCCAGCAGUGCACUCCUGGUCGUGCGGCUGAACAACAAAGCAGUAUGUGCUUGCCGUGUGAGGCUGGCCGCUUUGUUGCCUCAUUUGCAGCCGCGGUCUGUUUGCCCUGUCCACCUGGAUCGUUUUCGGAUUCUGGCCAGCCUUCGUGCGUGGCCUGCUCGGCGGGUUCUGUAGCCGGCCCUGCCAGUAGCCAGUGUGCUCCAUGCAAGCCGGGGCGUUACGCAGGUACGGCAACUGAAUGUUCCCCCUGCCCUGCUGGGACGACCUCCUCUGAAGGACAGACUUCCUGCAUUGCCUGCAUGCCUGGCCGCGCCGUGCUCCCCAACGCUACAAAGUGCACUCCGUGCCAAGCUGGGUAUUUCAGGAAUGGGACCAAGACGGAGUGCUCCGCUUGCUUGCCAGGCUUCUCCUCGGAUGAAGGACAGGCAAAAUGCACUGCCUGUCCGGCGGGUUUUGUGGCUGGAUCUGCUAGUAGCCAGUGCAAUCCGUGCGAAGCCGGGCGGUUUGCAGCUGCCUCUGGAGCAGACUGUCUUCAGUGUGCGCCGGGCACUUUCUCAAAUGCAGGACAGGCAAAAUGCGCUGCCUGUCCGGCGGGUCUUGUCGCCGGAUCUGCUGGUAGCCAGUGCAAGCCAUGCGAAGCCGGGCGGUUUGCAGCUGCCUCUCGCGCAGAGUGCCUUCCGUGCGCUGCGGGCACCUUCUCGAGUGCAGGACAGUCCGAGUGCACCACUUGUGCGGUAGGCUUCGUUGCUGGGCCCGAAAGCAGCCAAUGCCACCGUUGCGCUCACACGCUUGUCGUCAUGACCUCAGAUGGAUCUCGGCAGGAUUGCCAUGCAGACUUGAAUUCACUUGUCUUCCUCCUGCUGUUCAUGGCCAGCGUGAGUGUUUGUGUUCACCUUGGCCUGAAGAGCUUGUCCUUUUAUGCACUGGCUAUCUCUGAUGUGUCCACGAACAAGGGCGGCUCGGUGGUACUCACAACCCACCAUCCACACAGAGUCCUGCGCUGGAGCUGGUCUCGGCCCGCAGUUCAACUUCGAGGAACGGGAGUCCCUGACCUCGACGCAGGAGCUUUCAGAUUCAGCGCCAAGGCUAGUGAUAGCAAGCACCUCAUCCUCUCCGUCUGCGAUCCCGAGCACGCGAGCCGCCUGGGCUCUCUCACCACCAGCUCCAUGGGAACUCUCGUCCUCGGCUCCCUGAACUUCUGGCUCUAUGCGGGGCUGCUGGGCGUCCCCUUCUCCCUUUGGCUCCUGCCGCUGUCGGCCCUUGCAGUCUGGUCGGCUUCAAAAGUCCAGCCUGCGAUGGCAGGGGUUGUCACGAUGUCUGCUGUGCUGAUCUUCAUGGCCUUGCGCCUUCUGAAGCAGCUGGCAUCCCACACUCCGAUUGCACAGGCCCGACGGCGUUUCGCCCAGCAGCUGCUUGCAAGCCGCGUCCCGAAGCCCUGCGAGCGCGGCUCGUGGCGAGCGAUGCGCAUCGAGCUCUUGCUCGAGUUCUACGAGUUUUUCAAAGCCUUCAUCCAGGAUCGUUCGAUGUACUACAUCUGCUCCAACUUGGUGAUUCCACUGACAGAGCCCGACAAGUUGUCCUAUGCCGAGCUAGUGGGACCCAGUGAGACCGCGUGGUUCAUUAGCCACUACUGGGGUAUGGGCCUUCGGCACUUCGUCGAAGCCAUCGUUUGCCAUUCCAAGACAAAAGAAGCAUCCGAGGCGGUUGCCAGCUAUUGGAUCUGCACCUUCAGCAACAAUCAGUGGCAGGUUGUAGAGGAGCUGGGAAGCGGUGACUGGCAGGAAUCCUCCUUUUUCAAAGCCUUGAGAGGCCCCAGCUGCAGGGGCACCGUCAUGAUCAUCGACGAGGCCGCGUUGCCGCUGCAACGGGCUUGGUGCUUGUUUGAGGUGCUGCAGACAAACCUCCGGUCCACGGAAGACAGCAGCUUUCUGGGGUUCCGGCUAUGCACGUCCACAGGCGUUCUGAAUGAAGGCGGUGUUGGCACUGACCUUUGCAUGACUAUUGCGGGCAAGCUGGCGGCUUUGGAUCUGCGCAACGCGCAGGCUUCAAAUCCACAUGACUUGCAGAUGAUCCAAUCCUUGGUUUAUGCCAUGCCGGGUGGCUAUGAUGCCAUGAAUGCCUUCGUGCGUGCCUCCAUCCGCGAGGCCCUCCUCUCCGUCAAGACCCGCUUUGAGGAGGAUUUCAAGAAGAUGCUGGAUCGCUUGUAG
Messenger RNA from Symbiodinium sp. CCMP2592, 4518 nucleotides. The record is from the annotation of a GenBank genome assembly. NCBI's taxonomy places the organism in Eukaryota, Dinophyceae, Suessiales, Symbiodiniaceae.